CGCACACCCUCGCCCUCACUCGGAUAAGAUUGACAACUGCAGCUACCAGUUUAUUUUGACCCUGAAUGACUUGCACUAAGUCCAUGGAGGAUAGUUGAUGACUGUGGAGGUGCAUUUACCAUGGGGGCAAUUGGAGGGGGGGUGUUCCAGUCAGUUAAAGGCUUUCGGAACGCACCUGUGGGUGUACGACACAGGCUAAGAGGGAGCGCAAAUGCUGUGAGAGUAAGAGCACCACAAAUUGGAGGUAGUUUUGCUGUGUGGGGUGGACUCUUUUCCACCAUAGACUGUGGUCUUGUGCGUUUACGGGGUAAGGAAGACCCUUGGAACUCCAUCACCAGUGGAGCCAUGACUGGAGCUAUACUGGCAGCACGCAGUGGUCCACUAGCCAUGGUGGGCUCUGCGAUGAUGGGGGGAAUUCUGCUUGCACUAAUCGAGGGCUUUGGGAUACUUCUUACUAGAUAUACAGCACAGCAGUUUCAGAAUCCGAGUCCCUUUGUGGAGGACCCGAGUCAGCUUCCUCCGAAAGAAGGCCAAGAGACACGUGGUUAUGGACAGUAUCAGUAAAACCACUGUUUUGCAGUGGAUACUGUAAUAUUAUAGACUGUGAAUAAGAGAGGAUCAUCAUAGUUUACACAGUACCCUCCAGAGACAGGGGGUACUCCUGAAUUCUCUUUAUCCUCUAUAGUAUUGUUGGGAUGCUGUAUUUUUAAGGCCAAAACUUGGAAACUGGUUCCAUCGUCCUAAAGUCAAUGGUGUUGGUUAAAUGCUUGAAAUAAGGUCUGUGAUGAACACAAACUCAAAAUGUAAAACCCCUUUUAUUCUAUGAUAUAAAAUAUAUCAGCAAUAUAAUCUUGUGAUUUCUCUUUUAAGCUUUUACUUGCUAACAAGUGGCUAAGUGGGACUACAGAGGUUGUCAGGGACAUUAAAGAGGUAAACUCAUCUUUUCACUAGUCCACUUAUUGCGUUUAUAAUAGUGCUCAUACAAACUAUUAUAACUUUCAGGGAAAAUGUUUAUAACCAAAGACCAAAGUUGUCAGAAGCUUAUUGUGAUGCUGAAUUCAUGCGACCAUGGUGUAGUUCUAUUAUAGCCUACAGUUUGCUUUUGACUUCUGCCGAUUGUUUUUACGCUUCAAAAUCCAUAAAAGUUGUGUUCAUUCGUGAAUAUUUUCAUGAUAUGAUAAGCUUUUGUUUUUCAAAGACCUUAUUUUCUGCAAUAAUUCAAUGGAAAAAUCAUAUUGGGUUUUUGAAGAUGAUGCUAACUUCCAGGUUGUCCUAAAAAAUAUGUCAACCCUGCACCACUAUUAGAUGGCCACUCAGGGGAAAGCAGCAUGUAAUUUGUAUUAUGUUUGAAUUGUAAUAUAUUUGUA
Molecule: messenger RNA, 1367 nt
Organism: Pimephales promelas (fathead minnow)
Lineage: Eukaryota; Metazoa; Chordata; Actinopteri; Cypriniformes; Leuciscidae
Source: RefSeq, a predicted model, not a curated record